Lodderomyces theae is the source of this 1116-nucleotide messenger RNA. RefSeq names its product 3-deoxy-7-phosphoheptulonate synthase (gene ARO3). Gene Ontology annotation, molecular function: 3-deoxy-7-phosphoheptulonate synthase activity. Gene Ontology annotation, biological process: aromatic amino acid biosynthetic process. The record is from RefSeq and is a predicted model, not a curated record. Bases 1 to 1116 code for a protein of 371 amino acids. NCBI's taxonomy places the organism in Eukaryota, Fungi, Ascomycota, Pichiomycetes, Serinales, Debaryomycetaceae. Gene Ontology annotation, cellular component: cytoplasm. The transcript has 2 exons.
AUGUUUAUUACAAACGAACACGUUGGAGACAGAUCUCGUAUGGAAGAUUGGAGAAUUCGUGGUUAUGAUCCAUUAACACCACCAGACUUGUUGCAACACGAAUACCCUUUGACCCCUGAAUCCCUGAAAACUAUUUUGGAAGGAAGAAAUGCUGCAGUCGAUAUUUUGAACGGAAAGGAUGACAGAUUGAUCAUAGUGAUUGGUCCUUGUUCCAUCCAUGACCCUAAAGCAGCCUUGGAAUACGCUGAUAGACUUCACAAGGAAGCAGAGAAACACAAGGGUGAACUUUUGAUUGUCAUGAGAGCAUACUUGGAAAAACCUAGAACUACUGUGGGCUGGAAAGGUUUGAUCAAUGAUCCUGAUAUCAACGGUACAUUUCAUAUCAACAAAGGUUUGAGAAUUGCAAGAAAGUUGUUUGUGGAAUUGACCUCCAAGUUGCCUAUUGCUGGUGAAAUGUUGGACACAAUCUCGCCUCAAUUUUUGUCUGAUUUAUUCUCAGUUGGUGCAGUCGGGGCAAGAACCACGGAAUCACAAUUGCACAGGGAAUUGGCAUCUGGAUUGUCAUUCCCUGUUGGUUUCAAAAACGGUACUGAUGGAACUUUGGGUGUUGCUAUUGAUGCUGUACAUUCUGCUGCUCAUCCUCAUCAUUUCUUGUCUGUUACAAAACCUGGAGUGGUUGCAAUUGUGGGCACUGAUGGAAACCAAGACUGUUUUGUUAUACUAAGAGGAGGUAAACAAGGCACCAAUUACGACGAGGCUUCCGUGAAGGAAACACAAGCACAAUUAAAGAAAGCCAAGUUGGUGACAGAAGAAAAAAGCGGCCCCAGAAUCAUGGUAGAUUGCUCCCAUGGGAACAGUAACAAGGAUCACAGAAACCAACCAAAAGUUGCAAAAGCUGUUGCUGACCAAAUUGAGGCUGGUGAUAAAUCGAUUUGUGGUUUGAUGAUUGAAAGUAAUAUCAACGAAGGAAGACAAAACGUUCCUCUGCAAGAAGAGGGGGGCAAAGAUGCUUUGAAAUAUGGUGUUUCCAUAACCGAUGCUUGUAUCGGUUGGGAUACAACCGUUGAAGUAUUAGAUUUGUUGGCCAAUGCUGUCAAAAAGAGAAGAAGCUUGUAA